GGGUGAGAGGUCACGGCGUGCGCCUUAGGUUUGACCCCGAGCCUCCGGACCCAGAGACACUCCGAGGGGACUCCGAGGGGACCCGGUGACCCCGUGAGACCCCCGGUGACCCCGUGAGACCCUCUGGAACCCCGCGAGACUCGGGGACAUCCUUGAAAUGCGUUUUGCCGGAGUGUGCCGCGGCCUGGCGAGGCGCGUCGGGGCGACUCUGGGCGGCGGAGGGAAGGACGCGGCGGCUGGGAGGGGCCUGGCAGGAGGAGCGAGGUCGUCCUCCGGGUCCUCCACCCAUUCCUUCGCCCAGCAGCAGUACGAAGAGGUCGGCACGGCGAAGAACGAGGCUGUGCGGCCCGACUUCGUGAACCGCAACCCCAGGAACCUGGAGCGCAUGGCGCUCGCACUCAAGGACCGCGGCUGGGACACCGUGUGGCCCAACCGCUGCUACUGGCACCGGCUGUGUCUGGAUCGCACGCAGCAACACGUGUCGGCCUGGGUGGAGCACUGCAGCCGCCACGUGGUCGUCUCUGUCAGCACCCACGAGUGGGCCAUCAAGCGCCACCUCCACAGCACCAGCGACGUGGCAGCCGCCGAGAACGUGGGCCGCGUCCUGGCGCAGCGCUGCCUGGAGAGCGGGAUCAGCUACGCCGUGUUCCGCCACAUUCCCUGGUCCUACAAGAGCGCGGCGGUGCAGAGCUUCAAGAAAGCAUGCAAGGAGGGAGGCCUGGUGCUGAGUGAACCGCGACGCAUCUUUGUAAAAUAAACGUCAACGCAUUCAACCCCCCUGCACUCUCUCACGUAUUCUGUUUCUGUAACGUAACUCUUUUCUUUUAUAAAAAAAAAGGUUAACUCUA
Messenger RNA from Lethenteron reissneri (Far Eastern brook lamprey), 848 nucleotides. Its product is annotated as large ribosomal subunit protein uL18m-like. Gene Ontology annotation, molecular function: 5S rRNA binding; structural constituent of ribosome. NCBI's taxonomy places the organism in Eukaryota, Metazoa, Chordata, Hyperoartia, Petromyzontiformes, Petromyzontidae. The record is from RefSeq and is a predicted model, not a curated record. Gene Ontology annotation, biological process: translation. Gene Ontology annotation, cellular component: mitochondrion; ribosome.